Molecule: messenger RNA, 1530 nt
Organism: Branchiostoma belcheri (Belcher's lancelet)
Lineage: Eukaryota; Metazoa; Chordata; Leptocardii; Amphioxiformes; Branchiostomatidae
Product: probable Werner syndrome ATP-dependent helicase homolog 1
Exons: 7
Coding region: 1-1530 (509 amino acids)
Biological process (GO): double-strand break repair via homologous recombination; telomere maintenance
Cellular component (GO): chromosome; nucleoplasm; cytoplasm
Molecular function (GO): 3'-5' DNA helicase activity; ATP binding; nucleic acid binding
Source: RefSeq, a predicted model, not a curated record
AUGGUAGUGGUCAUCUCGCCACUACAAGCUCUUGUAGCAGACCAGGUACGCCGGUAUAACAUCAAAACAGGCUACAGAGCAGUGAGUCUUAGCGGCAGCGAUGCCAUUGCAGCAUUCCGUGAGAACCCUGACCCUGGCACAAGAUUAGUUUUCAUGGCACCUGAGGAUGCAACCUCCACAGCAGGAAGGCAGUUCAUUGCCAACACCCCCAUCAAACUUGGAUUGGUUGCCAUAGAUGAGGCUCAUUGUAUCCCUGAAUGGGGGGAAGACUUCAGGAGGGCUUUCAGGAUGAUUGGGACGUUGCGGGCAGUCAUACCAGAUGUGCCAUUUAUGGCACUCACAGCGACCGCAACAGAAGCUGUGAGGUCAGCUGUGCAGACCGAGCUGCACCUGACUGGUGAAGUGGUGAUGGGCGACCUUAACAGGGAGAACAUCACCAUUUCCAGGAUACAAUCAACAUCAAUGACGUCCGACUUCCAACCACUUGUGGAAGACUUACAGGCCUCAGGGAGGGACACAAAGAAACACCUGAUUUACCUCCCCACCAAACAGAAGUGUAUGGCCAUGUUCGAAUUACUUCAGGAUGCUGUUCAAGGUCGUGGCCUGGUGGAGGUGUUCCAUGCAGACCUGUCCCCAGCCAAGAAGAAAAAAGUCCUGGAAGGAUUGCAGGCUGGGGAUGUAAGAGUAGUCAUCGCCACAGUAGCAUUCGGCAUGGGCAUCGACAUUCCUGAUGUUUCCUGUGUCAUCUCAUAUGGAGCACCAGCAUCAGUAAGCCAACUAUACCAGCAAAUGGGACGUGCUGGAAGAAGUUCUGAGGUGGAGGCUGCGUACCUUGUGUACCACACCACAAAAGAACACGAGAAGGCGAAACCAGAAGUGGCGUCAAUACUGACUGAGGAGGGCUGUCUCCGUAAGGCACUGCUGAAACACCUUGGGCAAAGUGACAUGCCACAGCAGGACCAGUGCUGUAGUAACUGCGGAGGCCUGACCCAAGAUGCAAGCUGUCUACUCUCUGAGCGACUACCACCAGCUCCUAAAGCAAGAAAGAAGCCUAGACCACACAGGGAAAAAACAGACAAUGGUGGACAGUUAAAGCAAAAGCUACAACAACUGCGUGACCAGGAGUUCAAUCUGCAGCCUCAGUUUUGUUUUUUUGGACCCUGUGCAGUUAUGACAGAUGAAACUAUAGACAGACUGCUGAAAUACUGUCACAGGCUCCACACCAAGGAAGAUGUGAAGUCUGUCAAGGGGGUCUCAAGUACCAUGGUGGACAGCAUCUUGGCUGCAAUCGAUGAAUUCUUCCCUGAAAAGAGUAACCAGAGAAACCCACCAAGGAGACAGGGAAACCCACCAAGGAGACAGGGAAACCCACCAAGGAGACAGGGAAACCCACCAAGGAGACAGGGAAACCCACCAAGGAGAGAGAGAAUCCCACCAGUAAGAACAACCCAGGGAAACCCACCAGAAACCUUGAGAAGGAGCAAAAGACAGCAGAGAAACCCACUACAGGAGAUUACAAAUCAUGUCUAG